AUGUCAGACGAACAAUUCAACACAGACAUCAUCACCUUGUCGAGAUUCAUUUUGACCGAGCAGGAAAGAGUCAGCCCAGCCGCCACUGGUGAGCUCUCUCUUUUGUUGAACUCGUUGCAGUUUGCCUUUAAAUUCAUUGCACACACCAUCAGAAGAGCCGAGUUGAUUAACUUGGUCGGUUUGGCCGGUGCCCAGAACUCUACCGGCGAUGACCAGAAGAAGUUGGAUGUCAUUGGUGACGAGAUCUUCAUCAACGCCAUGAAGGCUUCCGGCAACGUCAAGGUUCUCGUUUCCGAGGAACAAGAAGACUUGAUUGUCUUUGAAAACAGCAACGGCAGAUAUGCUGUUUGUAACGACCCUAUCGAUGGGUCUUCCAAUUUGGACGCCGGUGUCUCUGUCGGUACCAUCUUCGGUAUCUACCGUUUGGACGCCAACUCUUCCGGUUCCAUCAAGGACGUCUUGAGAGCCGGUACCGAGAUGGUCUGUGCCGGUUACACCAUGUACGGUGCCUCCACCCACUUGGUUUUGACCUCCGGCCAUGGUGUUAACGGAUUCACUUUGGACACCCAGUUGGGCGAGUUCAUCUUGACCCAGCCAAAGUUGACCAUUCCACAUACCAGAGCCAUUUACUCUGUCAAUGAGGGUAACUCCUACUACUGGAGCGAAAAGGUUGUUCAGUACAUUGAGUCCUUGAAGAAGCCACAACCGGAGAACAACAAGCCAUACUCCGCCAGGUACAUUGGUUCCAUGGUUGCAGACAUCCACAGAACCUUAUUAUACGGUGGUAUUUUCGGCUACCCAGCUGACUCCAAGUCCAAGAACGGGAAGUUGAGAAUCUUAUACGAGUGCUUCCCAAUGGCCUUCUUGUUGGAGCAGGCUGGCGGUAUGGCCGUCAACGACAAGGGUGAGAGAAUCUUGGAAAUCGUGCCAAAGGCUAUCCACGAUAGAUCUGGUAUCUGGUUGGGUUCCAAGGGUGAAGUUGAAAAGUUGUUGAACUUUGUCCACGGUCAGUAA
Molecule: messenger RNA, 1014 nt
Organism: Babjeviella inositovora NRRL Y-12698
Lineage: Eukaryota; Fungi; Ascomycota; Pichiomycetes; Serinales
Gene: FBP1
Product: fructose 1,6-bisphosphate 1-phosphatase
Exons: 1
Coding region: 1-1014 (337 amino acids)
Biological process (GO): fructose 6-phosphate metabolic process; fructose metabolic process; fructose 1,6-bisphosphate metabolic process
Cellular component (GO): cytosol; cytoplasm
Molecular function (GO): fructose 1,6-bisphosphate 1-phosphatase activity
Source: RefSeq, a predicted model, not a curated record